UCAAUCUUUCUUGUCUCUACUUCUAUUUACUCUUUUGAUCUAUUUCUUCCACGCGACGCAAGAAACUCUGCCACCAUGAAGUUCUCUCCCGUCAUCUUUGCCGUUGCCCAGGUGGCAUCCGCCCACUACUUCUUCGACACCGUGGUUCAAGAUGGUGCCGCCGGGAAGUCUUUCCAGUACAUCCGAGACUUUACCCGUGCCACCAAGUACAACCCGAUCAAAUUCUCAAACAACCCUGCUGUUGACAUUCGCGACGGGUCUUACAUUGACGGCCCCGAUAGCAGAUGCAACCAGGGAGCUUUCACCAACGCCGCCAAGACGCAGGUACUCGACGUCACUGCGGGAAGCGACGUUACGGUGAAGCUUGGCGUGGGCGCUACCAUGCAGCACCCUGGACCCGCCCUUUACUACAUGUCGAAAGCCCCAGAUGGCAGUGUCAAGGACUACGAUGGCUCAGGUGACUGGUUCAAGAUUGGCGAGACGGGCGUUUGCACCCAGAGUGGCGACUUCACCAAAGAUGCUUGGUGCACUUGGGAAAAGAACACUCUCACCGCUACCAUUCCCAAGGAUACGCCCUCCGGCGAGUACCUCCUGCGCUUUGAGCACAUUGGUGUCCACAAGUCGUUUGACCACGAGCCUGAGCACUUCGUAUCUUGUGUCCAGGUCAAGGUCACAGGAGGCGGCAACGGCACUCCCGGCCCGCUGGUCAAGUUCCCUGGCGCCUACAAGUACACCGACCCUUAUGUGAGCUUCAGCCUCUACAACGGAUACAAGGCUUUCCCAAUGCCCGGCCCUGCUGUGUGGACCGGUGGAUCGAGCGAGGUCAACAGCACCUCUGCUGAUGAGGUGACGGUCCCUAGCAACCUGCCUUCGACGACCCUAAUCAGCGCUACUCGUCCUGCCACUCACUCUGCUACUCCCAGCGCAAAGGCUACUGCCCCAUGCGCCAAGCGCCGCCACUAAUGUGCCUGCUUGUCAGCAACACUAGGUGUCACGAAUCAGCAUAUAGAGUAGCUGAGCCCCUUUUGUAUGCCCAUACCCCUGUCUACCCCU
This is a messenger RNA of Colletotrichum phormii, 1053 nucleotides long. Its product is annotated as fungal cellulose binding domain-containing protein. The coding region runs from base 76 to 963 and encodes 295 amino acids. NCBI's taxonomy places the organism in Eukaryota, Fungi, Ascomycota, Sordariomycetes, Glomerellales, Glomerellaceae. The transcript has 3 exons. The record is from RefSeq and is a predicted model, not a curated record.